CGAAUAAAACAUUCUGAUUCUGAUGUCAUGCACUUUUUAGACGAGCCCUUACUUACUCCACAUAAAGAGCCAGAUAUUUUCGUUCCUGAAGCAGUCUUCAGUAAACUUUCACGCGAGCUCCCAAAGGACUUUCAAAGCACCUUCUCUAGGCUUCAAAAUUAUGGAGAAACCCUGCAUACUGGCCCCAAUUAUUGGACCAAAGGGUAUCUACAUGUGUUUUAAGCCGUUCAUUGAGAAGCAUUUCACAAUAAUCGAGUAUGAAGAAUUUUAUGAAAGGAAGGAACAUUUUGCAGAGAAGAUCCAGGCAAUCUUUGUGUGGGGUAAACCCUUAAAUGUGAAUCGGGAACUUUUACAGGCAUUACCCAAACUUCAGGUUGUUGCGAAUGGUGGUGUAGGAGUGAACCACCUGGAUAUACCGCUAAUCAAUAGUUUUGGAGUGAAGGUCUGCAACACUCCCCACGUAGUUGAUAAUUCCACAGCAGACAUUGGGAUGGGACUGAUGUUGGCAUCAGCAAGGAAAAUUCUUGAAGGACAUAACUUUUCAAAAUACCAUGAAUCAGAAUACAUGCCAGAGUCUUCUUUAGGCAAUGAUGUCAGUGGUGCCACCUUGGGUAUCAUCGGUAUGGGGCGAAUUGGAUUUAAGGUUGCCAAAAGAGCUCAAAGUUUUGACAUGCGAAUCCUCUAUCAUAACAGAAAUCGAAGGACAGAAGAGGAUGAGAGGGCUGUAGGUGCUGUGUAUUGUGAGAAAAUGGAGGAGCUGCUGCAGAAGUCUGACUUUGUAAUGAUUGUGGUCUAUCUGUCUCCUCACACACACAAGCUGAUUGGCACUAAAGAACUCGCCAUGAUGAAGCCCAGCAGUACCCUCAUUAAUAUUAGCAGAGGUUUGGUUGUUGACCAAGAUGCUUUGGUUGAUGCUCUCCAAAAGAAAGUCAUUAAAGCUGCAGCGCUUGAUGUCACAUAUCCCGAGCCUCUUCCAAGAGAUCACCCUUUAUUGUCGCUUCCAAACGUAAUUGUCUUACCACACAUGGGGACGCACACCGUGGAGACCUCUCGAAUCAUGCUGGAGAGAAUGGUUGUCAAUACCCUGGCAGUUCUUAAUGGAGAACAGCCUCCAGAUGAAGUGAAGAUAUAGAUCACACCUACCUGUCACAUGCCUCACUUUUAAGCUUUACUUUUAAGAAUCUUCAGGGCUACUUAAUUAAAUACAGUAAAAGUAUCUGUGGGUGACACAACAAGCAUUCCACGUGACAAAAAAAAUCCAUCUUCUUGCCAUUAAAAAUAAACAAACCUUUUCCACAGAUUCUCCAUAUUCUGUAUAAACAAAGCAUAAGUGGGGACAGUGAUGGAAAUAAUUAAAUAAAGCAGUUAGAGCAAGAAAGCUUUCAAUAAAUCAGUAUAGUUGUUUAUUGCAAAUAAUUCAUGUUCAUGCUUAAUUCAAAUAAUUCAUGCAAAUUCAUGCUUGAAUGUCAAUAAAAGAACAUAAAAUUCCCAACACUGA
Molecule: messenger RNA, 1498 nt
Organism: Tachysurus fulvidraco (yellow catfish)
Lineage: Eukaryota; Metazoa; Chordata; Actinopteri; Siluriformes; Bagridae
Exons: 6
Coding region: 161-1132 (323 amino acids)
Cellular component (GO): cytosol
Molecular function (GO): hydroxypyruvate reductase [NAD(P)H] activity; glyoxylate reductase (NADPH) activity; NAD binding
Source: RefSeq, a predicted model, not a curated record